AUCGGGAAGGAACAAAGAGACAAGGGCGGCGGCGGUGAAGGUGAACUGGUUAACCUACCCCAUGGCUAGUGCUAGUGGGGAGGAGAAUACGAAGGCGGCGGGACGCGUGGCGCUGCACCGGCUGUUCGUGUUCGCGGACAGGACGGACGCCGCGCUCAUGGCCGUGGGCGCCGUCGCCGCGGUGGCGAACGGGAUGGCGCAGCCGCUCAUGACCUUAAUCUUCGGCGACGUCAUUGAUGCCUUCGGCUCCGGAAUCACCGACGGCGUCGUACACAGGGUCGUCCAGGUGAUCAUGAACUUUGUUUAUCUUGCCAUUGGAUCAGGAAUAGCUUCAACCUUCCAGGUAUCGUGUUGGACAAUUACUGGAGAAAGACAGGCGGCACGAAUCAGAGCCUUGUAUCUCAAGGCAAUUCUGAGACAGGAUAUUGCAUUUUUUGACAUGGAAAUGAGUGCUGGGCAAGCGGUUGAGAGGAUGGCAGGAGACACAUUCCUCAUUCAAGAUGCCAUUGGAGAAAAGGUUGGGAAGUCCAUACAGCUCCUUUCUACUUUCAUUGGUGGCUUCAUCAUUGCAUUCACGAGAGGAUGGCUCUUGGCCCUUGUUAUGCUUUCAACCGUCCCUCCAAUUGUCAUUGCCGGUGCAAUUGUUUCAAAGUUGAUGACAGGACUCUCCACCCGAAUGCAAGCAAACUAUAGUGAUGCUGGAAACGUUGUGGAGCAAACUCUCGGUGCCAUUAGGACGGUUGUUUCAUUCAACGGCGAGAAUCAGGCUAUAACAAGAUAUAACACGUUUAUAAGAAAGGCAUAUCAAUCUUCUCUGCAAGAAGGUGCUGUAAAUGGCCUUGGAUUUGGUUUAAUAAUGACAAUCUUAUUUUCAAGUUAUGGGUUGGCUGUUUGGUAUGGAUCUAAACUGAUAGUCGAGCGAGGUUAUAAUGGUGGCAUGGUCAUUUCUGUUAUCAUGGCUGUCAUAAUAGGAGCAAUGUCCUUAGGUCAGACAACACCCUCAGUAACAGCUUUCGCAGAAGGUCAAGGAGCAGCAUAUAGAAUGUUCAAGAUUAUUGAACGCAAGCCAAAUAUUGAUAUAGAUGAUAGCACAGGUAUCAUAUUGGAGGAUAUCAAGGGUGAUGUUGAACUGAAGGACGUGUACUUCAGCUAUCCCACCAGGCCUGAACAUUUGAUUUUUGAUGGAUUCUCGUUGCAAGUACCAAGUGGAACAACUAUGGCCCUAGUUGGUGAUAGCGGCAGUGGGAAAUCAACCGUAAUUAGUUUGGUGGAAAGGUUCUAUGAUCCGCAGGCUGGAGAAGUCUUGAUUGAUGGGGUUGACAUUAGAAGAAUGAAGCUUGGAUGGAUGAGAGGAGCAAUUGGUCUCGUCAGCCAAGAACCAGUGUUAUUCUCAACUACAAUCAGGGAAAACAUUGCCUACGGAACAGAAAAUCUAACACUUGAAGGGAUCAAGAGAGCAACAGAGCUUGCUAAUGCUGCUAAAUUCAUUGACAAAUUACCAAAUGGUCUUGACACAAUGGUCGGAGAACAUGGAACUCAACUGUCUGGAGGGCAGAAACAAAGAAUAGCAAUUGCUAGAGCAAUCAUGAAGAACCCUAAGAUCUUACUACUGGAUGAAGCAACCAGUGCGUUGGAUAUGGAAUCGGAGCGGGUAGUUCAAGAAGCUUUGAAUAGGAUAAUGGUUGAAAGGACAACAAUUGUUGUUGCUCAUCGCCUAAGCACGGUGAAGAAUGCUGAUGUGAUAUCAGUCCUACAGCAUGGGAAGAUGGUGGAACAAGGCUCACAUGUUGACCUGAUGAAGAUACCUGGAGGUGCUUACUCUCAGCUGAUUCAUCUACAUGAGACUCAACAAGAGGCAGAAAAUGUCCACCCUGAUAUGAAAGUUACAAACAGUUUUGGCUUCAGAUCUAUUGAUAGCAAACCAAGAAGCCAAAGUAUUUCCAGGAGAUCAACCAGUAAAGGCUCCUUCUCUUUUGGGCACUCUAUCCCUGCUCCAGUUGGCUCACCUGAUCCAAUGGAAACUAGUGAUGCUCCUGACAUAGGAGAAGCUACAGACAAAGUGACUAGCUCUCAGAAGAAAGCUUCAAUUGGCAGACUCUUCCAUCUGAACAAGCCAGAAACUUUUGUUCUUGCACUUGGUUCUAUCACUGCUGUCAUGCAUGGUAUUAUGUUUCCUAUAUAUGGCAUAUUGAUUUCGACUGCUAUAAAGGUGUUCUAUGAGCCACCCGAAGAACUACUGAAGGAUUCCAGAUUCUGGGCAAGCAUGUUUGCUGUGCUAGGCGCUUGCACAUUUGUUCUGAUUCCAACAGAGUACUUCCUGUUUGGACUAGCAGGCGGAAAGCUUGUGGAGCGCAUACGUUCAAUGACGUUCCAAAGUAUAAUGCGCCAAGAAAUCAAUUGGUUUGAUAAACCAGAACACUCGAGUGGAUCAAUUUGUGCAAGGCUAUCAACUGAUGCUCUGAAUGUGAAGCGUCUAGUUGGAGACAAUUUAGCACUUAAUGUCAACACUGCAUCAACUAUCAUAUCAGGCUUCACCAUAGCAAUGGUGGCAAACUGGAAGCUGGCACUGAUUAUCACAGUUGUGAUCCCUUUUGUGGCUUUCCAAACCUAUGCUCAAAUGAUAUUCCUGAAAGGUCUUAAUAGAAAUGCAAAGUUGAGGUAUGAAGAAGCAAGUCAAGUAGCAACUGAUGCAGUUGGUGGCAUCAGAACUGUAGCGUCUUUUUCUGCUGAAAAUAAGGUGAUGGACGCCUAUGAGAAGAAGUGUGAAUCUCCAAGAAGGCAAGGGAUAAAGGAAGGUGUUGUUGGUGGCUUGGGGUUUGGCGUCUCAUUCCUUGCUUUCUACCUCACGUAUGCUCUGUGCUUCUAUGUCGGUGCAAAGUUUGUUCAGCAAGGAACAGCAACAUUUCCAGAAGUGUUUAGGGUUUUCUUCGUAUUAGCUUUAGCUACAGGUGCGGUCUCGCGAACAAGUGCAGUUGGGGCAGACAGUGCCAAGGCUAGUGAUUCAGCCAUCUCUAUCUUUGAAAUUCUUGACCACAAGUCUAAGAUCGAUUACAGCAGCGAGGAGGGUGUGACCAUCACAAGUGUGAGGGGUGACAUUGAUUUCCAGAAUGUCUGCUUCAAGUAUCCAUUGAGACCGAAUGUUCAAAUCUUUAACGAUUUAUCAUUGAGAAUUCCUUCUGGAAAGACUGUUGCACUAGUUGGAGAGAGCGGAAGCGGGAAGUCUACGGUGAUUGCCCUACUCGAAAGGUUCUAUGACCCAGAAUCUGGUAAGAUCUUUCUUGACGAUGUGGAACUUCAGACCCUCAAAGUUAGCUGGCUUCGACAGCAAGUUGGGCUUGUUGCACAAGAGCCAGUGUUAUUCAAUGACACAAUCCGCGCCAACAUAGCUUAUGGGAAGCAAGGGGGAGUAUCUGAAGAAGAGAUCAUUGCUGCUGCUAAAGCAGCCAAUGCGCAUACGUUCAUCGCCGCACUGCCUGAUGGGUACAACACCAUUGUUGGUGAAAGAGGGAGCCAAUUGUCAGGGGGGCAGAAGCAGCGCGUUGCCAUUGCAAGGGCCAUCAUAAAGGACCCCAAGUUACUACUUCUGGACGAGGCCACAAGUGCGCUAGAUGCGGAGUCAGAGCGAGUGGUUCAAGAGGCGCUCGACCAGGUGAUGGUUGGUAGAACCACCGUGGUGGUGGCGCAUCGCUUAUCAACAAUCAGAGGUGCAGAUAUCAUCGCUGUUUUGAAGAAUGGGGCAGUUUUGGAGAAAGGUAGGCAUGAAGAACUAAUGCUUGUAAAGGAUGGAACCUAUGCUUCACUUGUUGAGCUCAGUUCUAGUUCUGCAUGACCUGUGCAAAACCACCAUAAACAUGGAUUGAAUAAUCAGUAAAAGUGUGAAAGAGCAGGUGUGCGCAUGAACUGCCCAACCAAUCACCAGUUGUCUAUAUCAUGGCUGAACGCAGAUAGCAACCAAACAAACUCCAGUGCAUACAUUGGUCCUGGCCAGCAAGGGGUUAGUGCUGCAGGUACGAGCCAGGCUUGGCUACGCAAGGAACCAAACGCCCCCAUAAUGACACCCAAUGCUUGACAUUCCGAGCAGCAAACGGCUGCAGCAGGCCCUCAAGAUAACUAGUUAGUUGCACGCAUAUCUUUGUAUUUCCUCCAUCCCAAAUAUUUUGUAAAUUCUAGUUUUACCUUAAGUGAAACUUUUCUACCUUUAGUUAACCAAGUUUAUAUAAAGAAAUACACCAAUGCAAGCUAGUUUUGUUAGAUCCACCAUGAAAUAGCUGGUCCCAGUAUGAGUGAGGAUCCUGUUGGGCAUUCCCCCCACCCCCUAUUUUUCAUCAUAUAAUACAAUGAAAUGCAGCUCUCCCGUGUUUUUUUUUUAAAAAUAUGUGCACUUUGAAACAA
Messenger RNA from Sorghum bicolor (sorghum), 4392 nucleotides. RefSeq names its product ABC transporter B family member 9. The transcript is spliced from 12 exons. Gene Ontology annotation, cellular component: membrane. The coding region runs from base 62 to 3829 and encodes 1255 amino acids. NCBI's taxonomy places the organism in Eukaryota, Viridiplantae, Streptophyta, Magnoliopsida, Poales, Poaceae. Gene Ontology annotation, biological process: transmembrane transport. Gene Ontology annotation, molecular function: ATP hydrolysis activity; ATP binding; ABC-type transporter activity. The record is from RefSeq and is a predicted model, not a curated record.